Molecule: messenger RNA, 232 nt
Organism: Linum tenue
Lineage: Eukaryota; Viridiplantae; Streptophyta; Magnoliopsida; Malpighiales; Linaceae
Source: the annotation of a GenBank genome assembly
CGCGGCUCCCCGGCCGCUCUCCUCCGCCAGCGUGGCGCGAGCGUGAGAGAAGAAGGAUUUGCGACGAAUCGGAGGAGGUAACGAGAAGCGCGGAGGGGAUCGAAUGGCCGAGAAUUGGUGGGAUGCACAGAAGAUGUUCGACAUGUACUUGCUGGAUUACAUGGUGAAACGGAAUAUGCACGAGACCGCAGCGCAUUUCAGAGCCGAGAGCAAUGUUCAACAGGCGGAAGUC